ACUAUAUCAUGUUGUGUUGAUCAUCUAGAAUGAACCUUACCGGAGGAUAAUGAGCUGAAGAACUACGAUGAUACUACCUUAGUUCCGUUCCUCAAAGGGUCCAUUGUUUAAGGCUUGACUCCGUAAGUGCUGUGUAUGGAACAUAUCGUACCCUUGUUAAUAUUGCCGAUCAUUAAAGGAGGGAUUAGUAUGCGCUAGCUAUCGGCAAUAUGCGAUCACGUGAACCAGCCAGAUAUUUGUAUAGAUAGAUGUUAUAUAGUAUUCUGACCAAUUGUCCACCUAAUCUCCGAGCAGAAAGCUAGAAAAAUCCAUGUGAGACCACUGAUAAGGCAUAUUAUAUAUUCGAACCUGAUUGGAGAGACUGUUUCGUAUUGGACGGGGUAAACUCGGCAAUGAAGAUUUGGAGCCACAGCGUCAUAGGAUGUCCCCACCUUUUUUUUUUACUCCAAGUUCUCUCCUCACGUUGCACACUAAUCAAUAGAAUCAACCACAACCUUCGUUCCCCUCCUUACCCCUCCUAUUCUCUAUAUGUUCUCUUUUCGUUUUCUCCCAUCCUUUCGCACAUCGUCCCCCAAGGUCCUCAACCUAAGCUUUUCCACCCUACCAGGUACGUGCAUACCAGCUAACCAUAAGUUAAGAUUUACCCCACAAUGAUCUCAGCUAUUGACACAUUACAGGGACCAAUCGAUAUCUUGCAACCAUGGCGACUGAUACCUCCAAGUAUAAGUUCAAUCACACUAUGAUCCGGGUCAAGGACCCGAAGAGAUCUUUGGAAUUUUAUAAAUUCCUCGGACUGAAUCAGAUCAAACACCUCGACUUCCCCGAAAACAAGUUCUCACUCUACUUCCUCGCAUACGAUGGCCCCAAGUCCCUCCAGGGUGAGCGUCACUUCACGGAUCGCAAUGCCGUCCUGGAGCUCACCCACAAUUACGGCACCGAGAAUGACCCCAACUACAGUGUGGUCAACGGUAACACGGAACCCCACCGCGGAUUUGGCCAUAUUGCUAUUUCGGUUGACAACAUCGAGGCGGCCUGCAAGAGAAUCGAAGAUGCCGGCUAUCCUUUUCAGAAGAAACUCACCGAUGGACGCAUGAAGAACAUCGCCUUUGCCAAAGAUCCUGACGGUUACUGGGUUGAGAUCAUACGUCGCCACAACGAGGACGUGGGUACCACAACGGAUCCCGCCAACUAUCGAUUCAACCACAGCAUGCUCCGGGUCAAAUGCGCAGAGACAAGUUUGAAGUUCUACCAAGAGGUCAUGGGCAUGACUCAUGUGCGAACCGCUGAGAACAAGGAUGCAGGGUUUAAUCUCUAUUUCUUAGGAUACCCUGGAUCCAACCCUAAGGUACAAGAAGACGCCAAGAAUCCUGUGGCCGAGUGGGAAGGUUUGCUCGAGCUCACCUGGAACUACGGCACGGAGAAGCAAGAAGGACCAGUCUACCACAACGGUAACACCGAGCCACAAGGAUUUGGCCACAUCUGCGUUUCCGUUGACGAUUUGAAUGCCGCCUGCGAGCGUUUCGAAUCAUUGAAUGUUAACUGGAAGAAGCGUUUGACCGACGGACGGAUGAGGAACGUUGCCUUUGUCUUAGACCCCGAUGGAUACUGGAUUGAAGUGGUCCAAAACGAGGGCAUCAAGCGCACUGGCGAUUGGUAAUCUAGCUCCCUGUAUGUAAGGUAUAGCGCCUGUAGUACGAGGGCGCAAAAUUUUAUAAAACAUUAUAGUACCUGUAUUAGCUUUCAGUGAAAAACAAACAAGUAAGAAAGGAAGGUAUCAGGUGAGAGCGGGAAAUUUUACCUCAAAAGGUGG
Messenger RNA from Aspergillus alliaceus, 1810 nucleotides. RefSeq names its product lactoylglutathione lyase GLO1. The record is from RefSeq and is a predicted model, not a curated record. NCBI's taxonomy places the organism in Eukaryota, Fungi, Ascomycota, Eurotiomycetes, Eurotiales, Aspergillaceae. Gene Ontology annotation, molecular function: metal ion binding; lactoylglutathione lyase activity. The coding region runs from base 701 to 1657 and encodes 318 amino acids. The transcript is spliced from 4 exons.